Molecule: messenger RNA, 1026 nt
Organism: Candidula unifasciata
Lineage: Eukaryota; Metazoa; Mollusca; Gastropoda; Stylommatophora; Geomitridae
Source: the annotation of a GenBank genome assembly
AUGAGUAACGAUUUAGAAGCCUUGAGGCAGGAAACUGAACAAUUAAAAAACCAAAUUAGAGAAGCCAGAAAGGCAGCUGGAGACACCACACUAGCACAAGCAUGCAGUGGCGUGGAGACUGUAGGCAGAAUACAAAUGAGAACUCGGAGGACACUCCGAGGUCAUCUUGCAAAAAUAUACGCCAUGCAUUGGGCUACAGAUUCUAGAAAUUUAGUGUCUGCAUCUCAAGAUGGUAAAUUAAUAGUGUGGGAUGGUUAUACAACAAACAAGGUACACGCCAUCCCACUACGCUCAAGCUGGGUGAUGACCUGUGCCUAUGCUCCCAGUGGCAACUUUGUAGCAUGUGGUGGCCUAGAUAAUAUCUGUUCUAUUUAUAGUCUCAAGACACGUGAAGGCAAUGUCCGAGUCAGUCGGGAGCUGCCCGGACAUACCGGAUACCUGUCUUGCUGUCGAUUUAUUGAUGAUAACUCGAUUGUUACUAGUUCCGGCGAUAUGAGUUGUGCACUGUGGGAUAUAGAAACUGGCCAACAGACAACAUCAUUCACUGGACACACUGGUGACGUGAUGAGUCUGUCCACAGCCCCAGACUACAGAACAUUCGUUUCUGGCGCUUGUGAUGCUUCAGCUAAGCUGUGGGAUGUACGAGAUGGGAUGUGCAAGCAGACCUUCUCAGGCCAUGAGUCAGAUAUUAAUGCAAUUACUUAUUUCCCAAAUGGGCACGCAUUUGCCACAGGAUCAGAUGAUGCCACAUGCCGUCUGUUCGACAUCCGUGCAGACCAAGAGAUCGGCAUGUACUCCCACGACAACAUCAUUUGUGGCAUCACAAGCGUGGCCUUCUCCAAAUCUGGCCGUCUCCUGCUGGGCGGCUACGACGACUUUAACUGUAAUGUGUGGGAUGUGCUCAAGCAGGAGCGUGCAGGAGUAUUGGCUGGUCAUGACAACCGUGUCAGCUGCCUGGGUGUCACUGAAGACGGCUCGGCCGUGGCCACAGGAUCCUGGGAUAGCUUCUUGAAGAUCUGGAACUGA